GGAUACAUAUUGGAAAUGCAUAGAGUACCUAACGGCAAAUACAACGCGAAAAAAGGCCCCAAGCCGGUUGUGCUCCUACAGCAUGGUGUCCUGUCGUCCUCUGCGGAAUGGGUGCUUAUGACCCCCGGGAAAGGUUUAGCAUACAUCUUAGCUGAAAUCGGAUAUGACGUCUGGAUGGGAAACGCUAGAGGAAACACGUAUUCUCGUCAUCACAAAUCCUUAGUGGCCACUUCCUCGGAGUUUUGGAAAUUCAGCUGGCACGAAAUAGGUUACUACGACCUGCCCGCAAUGAUAGAUUACGUCAUCAAAGAAACCGGUGCACCAAAAAUUCAGUAUAUUGGAUUCUCUCAGGGCACCACAGUGUUCUGGGUGAUGACGUCCACUCGGCCGGAAUACAACGACAAGGUUUCGGCUAUGCAAGCUUUAGCCCCGGUCGUGUAUCUACGAAACGUGAGGAGCCCUCUUGUGAAGGCCAUUGCUCCAUUUACGAACACUUUGGAAAUAAUAUUCAAGUUAUUGGGGAAAAACGAGCUAUUACCGAACGGCAAAAUUAACGAACUUGCCGGACAAACUGUAUGUGUUGAGGAAGCUAUCACGCAGUUCCUUUGUACGAAUCUACUGUUCUUGGUCUGUGGUUUCAAUGAGGAGCAAUUGAAUAAAACAAUGCUGCCAGUAGUGAUGGGCCACACACCAGCGGGCUCAUCCACAAGGCAAUUCGUACACUUCGGUCAGAUUUACAAAUCCGAUGAGUUCUUACAAUUCAAUCACGGGUGGAUAAAGAACAAAUUCGUUUACGGUACAUUUAGACCGCCCGCAUACAAUCUGAGCGCGAUUCGGACACCUGCAUUCCUUCACUACGCUGACAACGACUGGCUGUCGACACCGAAUGACGUACAUAGACUAUCAAGAUCCUUGAAAUCCGUCGUCGGCAAGUUCAGAGUACCCAUGCCAGAAUUCAAUCAUUUAGAUUUCGUUUUUGCCAUCAACGCAACGAAUUACAUAUACUCUAGAUUAAUAAACAUAAUGGAACAGUUCAAGUAG
Bombyx mandarina (wild silkworm) is the source of this 1041-nucleotide messenger RNA. RefSeq names its product lipase 3. Gene Ontology annotation, molecular function: hydrolase activity, acting on ester bonds. Gene Ontology annotation, biological process: lipid metabolic process. The record is from RefSeq and is a predicted model, not a curated record. NCBI's taxonomy places the organism in Eukaryota, Metazoa, Arthropoda, Insecta, Lepidoptera, Bombycidae.